Daphnia pulex (common water flea) is the source of this 949-nucleotide messenger RNA. Its product is annotated as probable ATP-dependent RNA helicase ddx56. The transcript is spliced from 2 exons. Bases 279 to 821 code for a protein of 180 amino acids. NCBI's taxonomy places the organism in Eukaryota, Metazoa, Arthropoda, Branchiopoda, Diplostraca, Daphniidae. The record is from RefSeq and is a predicted model, not a curated record.
CUGUGAACAAAAUACACGCGACGGUAUUGAAGCGGAAAUGACCACGCUGACUUUAUUUUUGUUUUUAUUUUUCUGAUUGCUAUAUAGUACACCCGUAGCCUAUCAUUAUAAUUGUCACGGACGGACGGCGAUUGAUGAUCUAUGGCCAGUAUAAAACGUAGGCGCCCAUAUUGGAGAUUGUCACAAUCGAAACUGCUUCCGUAGCGAAUUGAAGCAUCUUAUCGCUUACGUAAUAAUAGUGCUGUGUGUUGUUCUACAGUUUGAACUCUCGCUGGAAAAUGAAACAAUUCCCCUGGAUUAUUGUCGCCUUGAUCGCUAUUUGCAGCGUUCACAUAACCAUGGCGAACCUUCAACGGAAGAAUUCGACAGAUGUGUACAUCCCAGCGCCGACCCUUUUCCGAUCCGUUUUCGGCGGUCGCCCUAUCCAAGGUUAUCCGAAAGAUCGUGAUACUCCUGUUCAGACUGCCAAUAAGAAGGAGGAUGAGCCUGAGGAAGACAAUCAACUCGACGACGCAGCAGUCGAGGAAAACAAAAUCAACACCGAGGACGCCGGAAGCGAAGAAAGUGAAGAGGACGACAGCAACGAAAGCCGGAUCAAAAAGAGCGCUAGCGACAGCGACGAAAGUGGCAGCGACGAGAGCGACGAGAGUGAUGAAAGUGACGAGUCCGACGAAGAAGAUGACGACGAUGAUGACAAACCCAAACGUAAACCGAGCCGUUGGCGUCAAACUCGAUACGGCAGCUCGUUCCGCAUCCAAGCCGUCGGACGACCCAUCAACUACCGUCAAGACAGUCGGAACCCGGAAACUUCGAGAUAUUGAAAGUUCUCCGACUGUCUGAUACUAUAAACAAAUUGAUGUAGGGUGAAAAAAAUGCUCAGUACUAAAUUAUUUCAUGACCGAAUUAUAGAGUUUUUUAGAAAUACCUGAAAAUGAUGAAUACAAUUUUU